AUGCGGGGGUCGCGUGGGCUGUGGCGGAGGACGCGGACGCCGCGCGUCUGCCGCCUGGCUCGCCGCCGCCGCCCCGGGGCUCCUCCGCGCGCCCGCAGCAGCGUCACAAGGCUUCGUCUCUUACAUCCCAGCGCGCGGACGCGAAGCGCCUCCCGAAGCGGGCCGAGCUCAGGACAAACAGCACCGGCGGGAGACGGCCGGGGAUGCCGGAGCGUCGCGCUCUUUGCCGUCGCGCUCGUUGCAUCCACGGCGCUUUUCUUUUACUUGACUUACCGCCAGUGCCUGCGCGACGAGACCGUGAGUAGUGCGUUUCAGGAGCAGUUGAACCCCGCACCAGAGGGCGAAGCCGUGACGCAGAGCCCAGGCGGCACGGGACGAUCGUGGGCUCCGCGAACGAGGUGUCGUGAGGCCGUGAACGCCGAACAGUUCCGCUGGCUGCUGCGGAUGAGAAGAGCCACAAACGGCUUUGCGACAAUCCUGUUGGCGGUGAGCUGGCAUCAGCUGCUGCAGGGCGAUGGUGCGAGCCUGCACUCAGUCCUCCCUCUCCUGGGCGUCGCGGGGCUGGUUCCGCACGUCGACGAGAAGCUGCAGCACCGGCGCGCCGCAGCCGCCGGCGCCCAGGUGGGCGAGCAGAGUGCCGCACAGGGUCUUCAGCGGCAGCCACAGCCGGAACCCACGCCGGCGGGUGGGCUCCGCGCCCGGCUGUACCAGUUUGGGGUCGAGUGGCUGUCCAUCAACAUGCUCAGAGUGGCAGGCGUCCUCUUCGUCGUCGGUAGUCUCGGACUCCCCAGACUCGCCCCCGAAGGCGCGGCGCGCUCGUGGUCUGCAGGACUCGCAGAUUCGCCCCCGCCUGAUGCCGCACGACUCGGGUUCGCUCGGCAUCUGGGAGCAGGCGCCGUCUAG
Messenger RNA from Besnoitia besnoiti, 903 nucleotides. RefSeq lists its product as uncharacterized. Bases 1 to 903 code for a protein of 300 amino acids. Lineage: Eukaryota; Apicomplexa; Conoidasida; Eucoccidiorida; Sarcocystidae. The record is from RefSeq and is a predicted model, not a curated record. The transcript has 2 exons.